AUGGAGAGAAUUUUGAACGAAGCUAUUGACAAUCCAAAUGUUUACUGGUUGGAGCUAGUUGCUUUGUUUGAAAUGGAAAACACUUCCGAGUCUCAGCUCGAUCUUCCGAUCACUCCGAAGGCAUUUUUAUUCCAUUGUUUUGAUAAGGUUGAGAAAGCUCAUGAUUUAGAUAACGAUGCCAAUAUCAUGCUUAUCUCCUUUUAUCUUAAUCAUGGAAAGCCCCAAUAUCAAACUUGGAAUUCAAAGAAGAUUACUUCUGUGAAAUUCAUUGGUCCGAUUGAAACAAAAAGCAUCAUUAAUGCUCGGUUUAAAGCAUCACGAGGGCCAAGCAAAUCAAUCUUUGAAUUCACCCUUGUAUAUUUGUCGUGCCUUAAUCCAUAUGAUUGGAUUUCUUUGUUCAAUCUUUUAUCUAAAGAUGAACAUAAAUUCGUACCUAUUAUGGCGCAUCUGAAAAGGAUGUUGAUCUCUUACAUUCAUGAAAUCAGGAAAAUGGAUGUGGAGAUAACGGUUGAACUCCAAAAGAAACCCACGGUGCAACCAAAAGAAGCUCCGAACGAUGUCUCCAAGAUGAAACUCAAAAAAAUCCAUAAGGAUAAUUGGAGCAUGGGGUUUCAAGAAAAUGCUAGAUAUGGUACGAAUGUUCAGAAGUGA
This is a messenger RNA of Lactuca saligna, 651 nucleotides long. The record is from the annotation of a GenBank genome assembly. NCBI's taxonomy places the organism in Eukaryota, Viridiplantae, Streptophyta, Magnoliopsida, Asterales, Asteraceae.